GUCCCCUGUAGAGCAGUGAGCCCAUAGACGCUCCUCUCUGGGCAGCCAUGUCUGCCUGUAUCUCCCUGAUCUUUAGAUGAAAUACUGAAAUCAUACAGUAACAGCUUCAAUCAGCAGGGCUAUGAGAAGAAUGAAUUGAAAGAAUAUAUCAACGUAGUUAGUGUUUAUAACUAGAUUAAAUGUGGAGCUGCUUCUUUACUACACUCAUACAAGUCUUCACUAUCAUUAUUAGGGCAAGCAGAUGUUAGAAGAACUUAUUUUUCUUAAAUUGCAUCAAAGUCAUUCUAUGUUCUUUCUUUACCCCUUAAUUCAAAGGCUUUCCAGUACUAUACCCUUUAUUUAAACACAUCCUUGUAUUUGCCUUAACUUAUCUCAUGAUAUAAUUGUCUCCUGCUGAAGAGGGGAAUUGCAGUUUUAUUUCUAUUUCAAUUACACAUUAGAAUUGAAAAAUCUUUGAAAAGAGGAACAGUUACAGAAACCUGUAACAUGUCAUUGAUUUCUUAAUAUGUACCAGAGAGAAAGAAGGAUAUACAUAGUUUAGAAAUAAAUCCCACUGCACGUGGCCUCAUAUAAAUAAACAAUAAAGUCUAUAAUUCUUAAAAUCAGGUCAGUCUGUCAAUGAACAUCUGCUAUUUUUUCCACCUUUUGAAUAACUAGCACUAGUUCUGGGUCUCCCAUUCUUCCCGUUCUGCCAUGUCUCUCCUCGCCCCACCCAUCUGAAGGCGCUCUCUGGUGGUCUUAUCUGUGAAUCUAGAAAACACCACCUCCCAGACGGGGGGUGCAAUGAAAAGUGGAUCAUAUUCAGGGGCCAAGGCGUUGUGAGGACGGUCUGAAUCAAGAUUUAUUUUAUUGUGAUGAUGCAUAGUGUUGGCGUGUCACUUGGUAUGUGUGGAAGUGGAUGCUGCGUUACCGCUGGAUGCUGAGGUGCUGGAGACAGGCCGGAUUGAUAAAACACUUGUGUAUCGUGGAUGGAACUCAGGGCUAAAACACAUCAAAGACGGUGACUAGUGAUAUAAAGGGAAACAGACCGAUAGACAAGUCUGUGCUCCAGCGACCGGACUGACUGACUGAACUGAAGGCAGCAUCGACGACAUGUUCUGAGCGGAGAGCGGCGGCGUCUGGCGGGAUGAAGGCGCCUAGGAGACCGAGGCAGACGCGCCUCCUCCCGCGGUUCUGCGUCUGUGGGGUCGGUCUGCUCGCAGCCGCCUGGAUCCUUCACUUAAAUGAUAAAACAGGUGCACAUGGACCCUCAUCAGACAUCUCUCUAUCUGAGAGAGAGCUCAUCCAGGAAAAAGAGGCCAACUACACCAACACUAUUUCUUCAUCCGCUAUCGGUGAUUUUCCUGACGACGUCUUUACUCUACAGCAGAGGAGACAUGGAGCGGUGCUCCUUCAUGUUCUUUGUGCUAUCUAUAUGUUCCAUGCACUUGCCAUCGUGUGUGAUGUUUACUUUGUGCCAUCCCUGGAAAAAGUAUCGGAGAACCUACAGCUAAGUGAGGACGUUGCAGGGGCAACCUUCAUGGCAGCUGGAAGCUCUGCCCCUGAGCUCUUCACCUCUCUGAUUGGGGUGUUUAUCACAAAGGGAGAUGUAGGUGUUGGAACUAUUGUUGGAUCUGCUGUUUUUAACAUCCUGGUUAUCAUUGGCAUCUGUGGCAUCUUCUCUGGACAGACGAUCUCUCUCAGCUGGUGGCCUUUGUUUCGUGAUGCUGCAUUCUACAUCCUGUCCAUAGUGGUGCUCAUUCUGGUUAUCUUUGAUGAAAAAGUCCUAUGGUGGGAAACCAUUAUCCUGAUUUCAAUGUAUGGUCUCUACAUACUCAUCAUGAAGUUCAACAGAUCUCUUCAAAGCCUGGUAGAGAGACACUGCAGCAGAGCAGGUCAGCCGUGUCUGAGCAGUCUGCGGAGGACAACUGCUGUCGGAAGCAUUGGAGACUGUGACAACGACAUGGUGCCACUGAAGCCAGGUGCUGGAGCUCGUGUUUAUUCCAGUGUGGUGGCGGGACAGGAUUCAGGUGUGGUGAUGGUGGAUGAGCUGCUGAACAGGCACCCCCACCAGCUCUCCUUCUCAGAGGCAAGCCUCCGCCUUCUAAUAACCCAGCAUUUCCCCCCCUUCACCCGCCUGCGCAUGGCAGGACGCAUGGUCAUCAACGAGAGGCAGAGGCUGAUUAGAGCCCGGGGAGGCUCAGAGGAGGGAGGAGCUUCAGGGGAUGAAGGUGUUGGUGCUAAUGGGACUGUGGCUGAGGGAAACAAGCAGCCGCCAGAGGGAGAGAGGGAGAGGGAUAAAGAGACGGUGGGGGAGUCUGAUGGGGGAGCACAACCAAAAGAUGAGGAGGAGGAGGAGGAGGAAGAGCAGGAGGAAGGAGAUGAAGAAAACUCUCCUUUCAAACCCUUCGUCCUACCAGUUGGUUGGUGUAUGCGUGUGAAGUGGCUGCUCUCGUGGCCGCUGAGCUUCCUGCUUCACUGCUCCAUCCCCAACUGUAACCUGCCGCGGUGGGAGCGCUGGUACCUGCUCACUUUCCUUGCGUCCACACUCUGGAUAGCCCUCUUCUCCUACCUCAUGGUCUGGAUGGUGACCAUCAUCAGCUACACAUUAGGAAUCCCAGAAGUCCUCAUGGGCAUCACUUUUUUGGCAGCAGGCACUAGUGUCCCCGACUGUAUGGCCAGCCUAAUCGUUGCCCGACAAGGGAUGGGGGACAUGGCUGUGUCAAACUCCAUUGGCAGUAAUAUUUUUGAUGUGCUGCUUGGCCUGGGCUUCCCCUGGGCGCUGAGGACUCUCAUAGUCAGCUAUGGAUCAGAGGUGACAAUAAACAGCAAAGGCUUGGUGUACUCAGUGAUUCUGCUGUUAGCCUCUGUCACUCUCACCGUCUUGUGUGUCCAUUUGAACUGCUGGAGGUUGGACCGCAGGCUUGGACUCUGUCUUCUUCUGCUCUAUGCCAUCUUCCUCCUCUGCUCCAUCGCCUUUGAGAGGCUUUAGAGGACACAUGCUCCCCACAUACAAAGUACCACAAAACAAGCCAUCUGACUGUCACAUUCACUGCUGCCAUUAUUGAUCACAUGUACGGACAGAUGACUUUCCACUUAGUUUCACAUCCUGAAAGCUGCAUUGUUUACUUUUGAUAAAUAGAGUAUUUGACAUGGAUUUGUACUGAGCGCCUCCAGACGAGUUUUUAAAAUCAAACCCAGCAGAUGAUGCACUAUGUCCCAAAAAAUGUAAAAAGCAUUGGAUUUGUAUACUGAAAUUAAGAUUAUUGUACAAGAAACCCCAGAGUGUUAGUUUACGUAUUAAUACUAAAUGACUGCCACAAGUAACCUCAGAAACCAGAUGAUUAUACGUGUAAGUUUAUAUUGUUGCUUCUCAGUGCGUGCACUUUAGUUUCGUCAAGUUUAUUAAUGUCACGUUUUCAACACGCAGUUGUAAACAACAUAGCAUGGCUGAUCAUCACGCUCCAGACAAUUGCACUUAAGCCACUGUUGUCUUAGUCUUUUGCAUAACAAGCCCCUCUUCGUUCUACCAAAAGCUUUGCAGUGUAGGUUGAGGUGUUUUUAUGAAGGACUGUAUGCUUCAAGGUGUUUUUUGAAUGUCCGUGUUUGGAGAGAGUCCUUGGGUGUGUGUUGUUGAGUGUAAUAAAAUGUUUUAUCCUGUGAAGUUUAA
Notolabrus celidotus (New Zealand spotty) is the source of this 3649-nucleotide messenger RNA. It is a transcript of the gene slc24a6a, whose product is annotated as solute carrier family 24 member 6a. Gene Ontology annotation, biological process: calcium ion transmembrane transport; intracellular calcium ion homeostasis. Gene Ontology annotation, cellular component: membrane. The transcript is spliced from 17 exons. The record is from RefSeq and is a predicted model, not a curated record. NCBI's taxonomy places the organism in Eukaryota, Metazoa, Chordata, Actinopteri, Labriformes, Labridae. The coding region runs from base 1127 to 2971 and encodes 614 amino acids. Gene Ontology annotation, molecular function: calcium channel activity; calcium, potassium:sodium antiporter activity.